Molecule: messenger RNA, 885 nt
Organism: Epithele typhae
Lineage: Eukaryota; Fungi; Basidiomycota; Agaricomycetes; Polyporales; Epitheliaceae
Exons: 2
Coding region: 1-885 (294 amino acids)
Source: RefSeq, a predicted model, not a curated record
AUGCCCGCAAUGACUACGACCUUUGUCCGGCGGGAUAUCUUCUCCAAUGUGCCCUCUCUCCGCUACACCCUCGGCAUCAUCGGCGGUCUAAUCGGGAUUUCUUUGCUCGGGAUGCUUUUCAAAUGGGGCGUUCGCGAAAGCUCUCGCGCACGUACCGCAGCGGAGCUAGCACGCGCGCAGGCCGCGGCGACCAGGAGGACAUCAACGGCGCCGGCGAACGUGUUGACCAGGAGAACAUCAGCGGCGCCAGCGAUAGUACUCAUCGCGCCGCAAAACUCAAGCGCGAACCCGAAUGCGACGACGGGGUCUCAGGCCAGCACCAACUGGUAUCAUGUGCCUAUUCCGGUAUCCGUCACCCGGCCCCCAAUGGCGAAUGCGUCGCAGGCAAGACACACGGGCGUCCCGUCGCUAACGGUGCACGCGGGAGCACACCCUCACGUACAUGGGACGGGGGCGGGAAUUGGGGGAGUGGGAGAGGAUGGGCAGCACGCCCGAACGCACGAGGACGACUGCGCGACUUGUCGCCAGAUCCGGGAGCUGCAGCGGCAGCAUGAGACGCGCCAUACAAACGACGGCGGCAUCGAGAGCCCGAGUGGCAGCGUACACGCGCGCUCCAACUGGCACUCGCCCGACCUUGACGGUCCCCCGGUCGUUGCUUCGCCGUCGCCUCGACGCGACUCCGAGGGCGCUUUUUCUCCUGCAGACAGACUCUCGCACAUCGCAAGCGUGGCGGCGGAGGCUUUUCCUGACGUUCCCCCGCUGCUACAAUCUCCUCCCAGCGCCGCUCCCCCACCGCGGCGUUCAACUUCGGGCGCCGUUUCGCCGCCGCCGCCAUUCCAAGGGAACGACGCUCCUCCAGCUUACACGCCAAUUGCAUCCCCAUGA